Molecule: messenger RNA, 797 nt
Organism: Trichechus manatus latirostris (Florida manatee)
Lineage: Eukaryota; Metazoa; Chordata; Mammalia; Sirenia; Trichechidae
Gene: SPMIP7
Product: sperm microtubule inner protein 7
Exons: 1
Coding region: 152-712 (186 amino acids)
Biological process (GO): spermatogenesis
Source: RefSeq, a predicted model, not a curated record
UUUAGAAGCUUAUAUCAGUCACUUUAUGCUCGAUUAGCCCUAAUCUUAGAAAUUAUUGGAAAUACUAGAUUUUACAGUUAAAGGGAAAAGAGUUAUCAGAAGCUCUUAAUUUACAAUCAUUGAAAGCUUAUAAAGAUAAAAGGCCACAGAUAUGGAUUCACAGUAUACACCUGGACAGAUAAGUAUCCCUAAAGAGUCCAUCCUUUCAGCAACAAAGGGUGUUAAUAAAAUGGAUUAUCCACAUUACUGUGGUCUCUUAAGAAGAAUGAACAUGCCUUUUGUGGCAGGAAUUGAGGACAGACACGACUAUGGCAGAUUUGAAAAGAAAUGCAAUCCUACUUUUCUUAAAUUUCACCCUUAUCCCCCUUCAGUCCUGCCAGACUAUCAUCUCCACUAUCCUUAUCCCCCACCAUAUGGUCCAGAUUAUCCAUUAUUUCCACUUCGGGAUGAUGUGCCCUUAGGUGAUCCCUGUUCACAGUUUUUGAGUCCUGGUGCUGAUGCUGAUUUAAAACCUGGCGUCGGCAGAACCAUACCAAACCUGGUGGAUUUUAGUGAUGUGAAACCUCAACAACGAGUUCCGAGACCAGACUCAGGAUUUAAUACGACAAUAAAAAGACAAAAAAUUCUAUUAGAAGAACUACAACAGGACAAGAGGUGGAAUUCCAGAGCAGUUGCAGACAUUUCCAUCAGGGCAAGACUUGGAGGUAAGUAAAGUGUCAUGGACUUUAUUUUCUUUACACAUUCAUACGAGGGAAAAAAGUAUGGAUAUAAGAUUCAGUGUUUUAGUAGUUAAUGUG